Messenger RNA from Bipolaris zeicola 26-R-13, 189 nucleotides. RefSeq lists its product as uncharacterized. The transcript is spliced from 2 exons. Bases 1 to 189 code for a protein of 62 amino acids. Lineage: Eukaryota; Fungi; Ascomycota; Dothideomycetes; Pleosporales; Pleosporaceae. The record is from RefSeq and is a predicted model, not a curated record.
AUGGCGCUGGCUAAGGCGGUCAGCGCGCGUACACUGAUUGGCUGCAUGUUCAUUGCUGACCUAUCUAAUAUCCGUCACGGAGGGAUAGACCCGGAGGAGGGCCGAUACGGGGAUAGGGUUGUUAUAUUGUAUCUUAGUGUAGCGACGGCAUCAGCAUCUUUAGGCAGCGUAAACGGCGAUAGCGGCUAA